This is a messenger RNA of Dipodomys spectabilis (banner-tailed kangaroo rat), 988 nucleotides long. Its product is annotated as lymphocyte antigen 6A-2/6E-1-like. The coding region runs from base 104 to 496 and encodes 130 amino acids. The record is from RefSeq and is a predicted model, not a curated record. NCBI's taxonomy places the organism in Eukaryota, Metazoa, Chordata, Mammalia, Rodentia, Heteromyidae. Gene Ontology annotation, biological process: acetylcholine receptor signaling pathway. Gene Ontology annotation, molecular function: acetylcholine receptor inhibitor activity; acetylcholine receptor binding. Gene Ontology annotation, cellular component: plasma membrane. The transcript is spliced from 4 exons.
GGCUCGCUCUAGGCCCAGCUCCUGCUCCUCUGCUCCAUCCUCACUUGCCGCUGCUGGCCAGCCGGAGGACCUGAGGACAGCCUCUGUGAGCAGUUCCCCCGCCAUGGCACCCUUUGUGAUCAUCCUGCUGGCUGCCCUACUGUGUGCAGAGAGAGCUCAGAGUCUGCAGUGUUACCAGUGUGUGGGUGCCACCCAGGACAGCACGUGCAAGCAGUCCACCUGCCCCUUCCCCAAGGGGGUCUGUGUCACCCAGGAAGUGGGGACGGCUAUGGGGUCUAGGAAAGUGAAGAACAAGUUCUGCCUCCCUACUUGUCCGAAGGGGAGGAACAUGUCCAUCAAGAAUAUACCACUCAUAGGCAAAAUGAUCCACUCAAAGACAUCUUGUUGCAGCGAGGAUCUGUGCAACUUGGGGGUUCCAGUGCAGGUCAGCACCUGGAUGCUGGCAGGGGGGCUCCUGCUGGGCCUGGGGGUGGUGCUCCUCGGCUUCCGGCUGUGAUGACCCUUCCUCCUCUCCCUCACAGCCCUCUUCUUUCCCAGUGGGUUGCCCGCCUUACAAGGAAUUCUGCAGUGAUGGGCGGCCCCAAGGCUGAGUGUUAAGUAUCAAUUAGCCUUGAGGGAUGGGGUGAAGCAAAGGAGACCAAAGAUGGAGCCGUCACAAGGUCUCUGAGAGAGAACACUGCAGGGAGAUGUCUUCAGAGCCCGUCAGGCGGGGAAUGGCACAAGAUGAGUUAUGUUUAUUUUUCUAUUUGUGCCAGUACUAGGGCUUGAAUCCAGGGUCUGGGAGCUAGCUGUCACUCAAGGUUGGCUCUCUACUACUUGAACCACAGCUCCAUUUCCUGCUUUUUGGUGGACUUUCCUGCCUGGGCUGGCUUUGAACUGUGAUUGUCAGAUCAGCAGGACUCAGUGUCCUGAGUAGCUGGGAUUACGGGAGUGCUCGGCACUCAAUGUACCUAAUUUAUGUAACUUAUGCAACCCCUCUGUACAGCAC